AUUUGUUCUCUCAAGGUCAUUUUUUUAUUUUUCUGAAUAUAAAACAUCAGUGUUAACAUCGACCUCACUUUGGAUCUUAAAAGCAGAAGAUAUUGUAAUCAACCCAGCUGUUUAGAUUCUUUACAAUUAGCUUACACCCCUCAAGUUGCAGAGACACCAGAAUCCAAUUCCUCCAGUUGCAGAGGACACUUCAAGCUUUGAGGCUUGUACAAGCAGCAUUGCUAAGAGUUCUUAUUCGUUUGGGGUCGCCUCUUCUUCGGGAGAAUCAGGAUGCUUCUACAGUGGGGAGGGUGGACAGCGUUUUUUGAAGAGGUGGCCCUCUACUCCCCAGCCGGGCACUCGUGUUUGGAUACGUUAUGGUGGUACGGUGUGUUAUGGACAAGUAGUUCAUUGUAUGCCUGAACUAAAUAUGUUCACCAUAAAGCCAGCUGAUGGUGGUUGCAGACUUGUCACUCGCGGUCUUGAAGAUAUUCUACCUUCCACACCGCAGCAGUCAAUCUUAACUCCACCAACGGAAGACGAAUGGGAUAGUGACCUAAUUGGAUGUGAUGAAAUUCCUCAAAAUCCACAUAAUAUUUCAGUUUUUCCGGCGAGAUGUGAAGUCACUGUUCCGGACUCCUUUUCUUAUCCACUCUUUAUCGAUGUACCAUCUAGAGCAUCUGUUGAUGAAGGAUCAUCUUUUGAACCACUCACUACUUUUUCCGGUCUGCCAUCAAAUUCUACAGCAUCAUUCGGUCUUUCUCCGAUUCCGGGUUCCUCGGACGUAACAGACGUAAAUAUCCCUAAACAAUCUGCAGGACAUUUCGAUGUUUCGUCUCAUUUGACAUUUACCGAUAAUAAUCCCUACCCACACAAGUCAACACUUGGCACCAGUCUCCCUUCUCGUGGGUUCAUAGAUCCCUUACCUAUAGCACAUCCGACAACCCAGAGAGUAGGUUCCUCAAACAGAGACAACUACUUUCAUAAACGUUGGGAUACGUUUUCUUCCCAGCCAGAGUUGUCUUCAAAAGAGCUCAUUAGCACACGUGAUGAGGACUCACCUCGCGAAAUGAAACCAACCUCCAUUCCAUCUGAAACCACCCGUUUCCGAAAUCAAACCUCAAUCAAUUGUGUCGUCGAAGCUGUUUUGCGCUGGAUUGAGUCUUUUUCCAAUACAUCAGAAUCUACCACUUGGGAGAAGGUUAACAUCAAUGAACUCAAAGAAACUAUGAAAACUUUGUUAACAUCAUCAAAUACAGUUGAAGGGGAUUAUUUUCAAGAUUGCUCUGAUGAUCGACCUCAAUUGUCAAUGUAUUCUCCAUCAUCUUUUGAACAGGUUCAUUUUGCAGCAAUUGAAACAAAUUCAGAAACUAACAUGCCUUCACCAUCUUCUAGUAAUAGUUGUGUAUGCUCAAAGUCAAAUAGUGAAGCUGUUGUUUCACAUUUCCAGCCAACUAGUUUCAUGAUUAGUGAACCACAGCAACAGCAGCAGCAGCAACAGGAAGAGACAUCACAAUGCUCAAAAUUGUUUCUUAAUUUUGACAAACAAAACUCACUAGAAUUUAUCGAUGAUAAAAUGUCCCUCUGUGAUCCAAAUAACAUAAAUUCGUCUCACCUUGAUCCAGUUUAUGAAAAUACUUCGAAUAUUUCACCCAGUGUUAUCCAUUUACCGUUGGAUUCUAAAAGUGAUAUUUUCACCAGUUCUGAGUCUUCAUCAAAUCCUCUUGUUUAUGCUCAACAAAUUCUUCCAUCGUUAAUUAACGAACGUGGUUCAGUGAGUUUUCAAUUAUUGUCUUCCAUAUUGGCUCAUAGUCGUACUGAAUGUAAUCAAGAUUGUCAAAGAAGCAUGCUAUUAGAUGGAUUAAAACAAGCUUUAAGUUCUAUCAUGUAUUCACCUUCCGCUGUGCCUUCAACACCGAAAACUGGUAUAGUUUAUUAUGGUGUCGAUCCAAUCUCCAGAACUCAUUCGUCAGUACUGCAUGAAGAUCAAGAACAAUCAACUGCUGGAUAUGCAGUUCCUGUACGUAAACGCCUGUCUUGUGUUGGAUCUACCGAUAGUUUAAGUCCUGGAUCACUGGUGGACAGCCCAACACAUAAUUUAUGCAUUGAUUCACAAGGCGGGAUUCAUAAUAUAUUUUCACGUACUUCAGAAUCUGAUUCAUAUUUUCCUGAAAGUUGUCCUGACCAUUCGAAAGAAUCACAAACUGCUUCUUUGUCACACCUCAGUGGUAGUGCAGAUAUUGUUCAUCAUGUAUUUUUCCCACCCAGGAGUCAGGAAUCUAAAUGUGGAGAGUUUUCUAAACUGGAAACUUCUCAAAAAUUUGAACAGGGGUAUACUGUUCAUUUGAACACGUCAACAAAUGAAAAUUCAAUGAAAACAAAUGUUGAAGCGAAUAAAACACUGAAAUCUCAUGUUAAUUGUAAUUCUUUUGUUCCACAACCUAAAAGGUUGGACCACAAAGAUUCAGUCGUAGGUGUACCUUUACGUGUUGGCUUACAACCAUUAACUACUAGUGGACGUAUCGAUGUUCGUAAAUGUCGUAAAGUUUACGGGAUCGAAAACAGAGAUCAAUGGUGUAAUCAAUGCAAAUGGAAGAAAGCGUGUCGACGUUUCCCGAAUCCAUGCUCAGUAUCUAAACACGCUCAAGGAUCAAUCAAUCGUAAUAUAUCAGUGGAAAAAUGUAGCCAACAACCUCUUGAUUCUAAAAUAAAUGAAAUGUGUGUGAUUUGUUCACCAACAUGUUCAUCUGAUAUUAGUCUACCGCGUAUGACAUCCUCAAGUGGUUGGUCGAUUCCAAGUUCUGUCUAUGCAAAAUCAUCAGAUAAUUCAACAGCUUGUUAUAAAAAUCUAACUGGUCAAUGAAUAUGAAAAUUAAAUGUAUAGUAACUAUAGUUUUGUUUAAAAAAAACACACAUUAUAAUCAUGCCUUAAUCGUAUGACCUUGUAAUAGAAAUUCGAUUCUCUGAGCAGUUUUUCAAUCCUUCAUUUUUUUCUCGAUAAUUGCCAAUAAUAAUAUUGUUAUUUUUGUUGCACAAUCUGUAAAAUGAAUAAAACAACCGGUUCACUUAAUUAUUUCUAUAUAUAUGCACAGAUACGCAUUCGUUUUGUAGAUGCACCUACUAAAAUCACAUGUCAUUAUUCUUGUUUACUGCUUUUGAUCUAUUACAACCGUUUUCAUUUAUUGUUUCCAGAUAUAGUUACUCAUUAUUACUUUAUUGUUUUUAACAUAAAGAGUGUUCAAAUAAAAUCUCCGUUAAGAGAGAAGUGCUAGU
This is a messenger RNA of Schistosoma turkestanicum, 3252 nucleotides long. Lineage: Eukaryota; Metazoa; Platyhelminthes; Trematoda; Strigeidida; Schistosomatidae. The record is from the annotation of a GenBank genome assembly.